This is a messenger RNA of Fomitopsis serialis, 1018 nucleotides long. RefSeq names its product immunoglobulin E-set. The record is from RefSeq and is a predicted model, not a curated record. NCBI's taxonomy places the organism in Eukaryota, Fungi, Basidiomycota, Agaricomycetes, Polyporales, Fomitopsidaceae. Gene Ontology annotation, molecular function: Rho GDP-dissociation inhibitor activity; protein binding. Bases 355 to 867 code for a protein of 170 amino acids. Gene Ontology annotation, biological process: Rho protein signal transduction. Gene Ontology annotation, cellular component: membrane; cytosol; cytoplasm. The transcript has 6 exons.
UAGACUCAGAACUAAGUGGCUCAAGCGGAGCAACGCGGGCGCAUCGUAUAGCAGCCGUGGGAAAUCGAUCUAUAGCAACCUGAAAGCAAUGCCACUGCAUCGAAGCCCCCUCCCAGUCCUCCUCAUCACAUCUUCACCAUCGCUCUUGCCCCAUGUCUGCGGUAAGUUAGCAAACGAGCUCAGUUGGGUGCGAAGUGUGUAACAUGCUUGCGACAGCACGAAGAAGAGGAUUUCGCCCCUUCGGCCACUCCGGGUAGGCAGCAUCCACCUGACCACUGAUCCAAGGCGAAACUGAGGUGUCAUCUGGAUAGGCUACAAGCCACGGCGGCGAAGAGCGUCGAUGAUUAUGCCAAAAUGGACGCGGAGGAUGAGAGCUUAGCGCGCUGGAAGGCCAGCCUGGGUAUCGCACCGGGUGCCUCGACUGCCCCCGCCAGUGGUCCCAAGGUCACCGUCUUUACCCUUGAGCUUGAUUCUCCCACAUUGCCGGCUGGCAAGAAGCUCGUGCUUGACAUCCAGGAUCCCGCGCAGCUCGCGAAUGUGAAGAAGAAUCCGAUCGCCAUCAAGGAGGGUGUAGAGUACAAUGUCCGUAUCACGUUCAAGGUCAACCACUCGAUCAUCUCGGGUGUUCGGUAUAUGCAGGUUGUGAAACGCGCUGGUGUCCGAGUGGACAGAAUGGAACAGAUGCUUGGUUCUUACGGCCCACACCCCAAGGGAGAGGCAUACACCAAGAACUUUGACCCAGAGGAGUCUCCGUCCGGCAUGCUCGCUCGUUCUGGCACGUAUAACGUCAGGAGCCGUGUCGUUGACGAUGACGGCGAGGUGUACGCUGACUGGGACUGGUCUUUCAAGCUGGCGAAGGAAUGGUAGAGGAACGUCGUCGUCCGGAGGCAUCAUGGAAUCUGUAUCACUUUCAUCAUCGCACACUAUACCACAUGCUUUGGGUUGUAUUGAGGAGUGUCCACAUUCUCGUGCCGCGCACGAGUAUAUUAUAAUAAAGAAAUCGAGACUUUGGGAAUUA